UAAAGAAGACAAUUUUUAUGAUUUUUGUCAUUACAAAACUCAUUUUGUACACAAAGGACUGAUGAGAUUGACAAAAAGAGUCGUUUCCCUAGUGUGAGAUUAUGGCUGACCUAAAUGAUACCCUGAACCAGGCUCUCCGUGCAGUGCAGCAAUUGCGUAAUGCGGUCACCCAUGUUGUGGAAACAUUAGCACAAGGUGUGGAGCCAAGCAAAGCUGAUGUGGAGAAAGACAAGAAUAAAGUCUUCUUAACAAAUCUACAGCAAUCUCUUCUGGGCGUCAAUAAACAUUUCAGUGAGCUUGAGAAGUAUUCCAAUGCAGCCACACCAAUGGGACCCACCCUGACCGCUGCUAACAGUUACUUCAUCACCCUGGACCCUGUCAUGGACAAGACACCGUUAUUUACACAACUUCAACAGUCUUACAAGUGGUGGAACAAGGCGCAGGAGUUUGCUGGUCACACCAUGGCUAUUUUGAAUCAAAACCUCUUGAAAAGAUCGAACCAGAGUGGACUGAUGCAUGGGAAAAGAUUUAGGAAAUCACCAUCUCAUAUGUUUCCUAACCAAGUUGUAGACCUCUUCAUACAGAAUCUUGACCGAUUGUUCCCCGAUAUGUCAGUCCAGCUGACACGUCCAAUGGGAAACUCAGCUGUCCUGAAGAUAACCCUUGAGACAACCUUCCAAGCCAUUGUGGUUUUACGAGGUGUCAUCAUUGAAUCUGUGGUAGUGAAAGCUUAUGGAGAAGACUCAUUUUGUGACAAUCCAAAGGAUGAAAUCUGGACAAAAUCUCGCUACCAAGUCUUCCAGAAAGUGACAGAGCAUGCCAACGUGGCAAUGAUUCAUUUCUUCUCACCACAGAUGCCAGAUUUAGCAUUGAAAUCUUUUAUGACUUGGUUACACAGCUACAAGACUCUCUUCACAUCGCCGUGUAAAAAGUGUGGUCGCUAUCUACAGGAAGGACUACCGCCAUCUUGGAGAGACAACAGGAGUCUAGAGGCAUAUCAUGAAGGAUGCCGACAGUAACAGACAUUUAUGAAAAUGAUGUUUACAAAACAGGGCUGAAAGUGUAUUCAUUGUAAGGGUCAGUGCAAACUUUUGCUUGAAAUUAUGGGUGUCAGUUUGUUUGGAAAGCAACUGGCAGUACACCUGAUUCCGUAAAGGUUUCCUGUGGCGAGUGUAUGCAUUUAUUUUAUAAAAAGAUCAUUUUGUAUAAAAACCUGCAAGAACAGUGGUCAGAUUGUUCAUGUAAUGGUAUGUAUUGUAAUAA
Molecule: messenger RNA, 1263 nt
Organism: Lineus longissimus
Lineage: Eukaryota; Metazoa; Nemertea; Pilidiophora; Heteronemertea; Lineidae
Product: mediator of RNA polymerase II transcription subunit 27-like
Exons: 6
Coding region: 102-1019 (305 amino acids)
Biological process (GO): regulation of transcription by RNA polymerase II
Cellular component (GO): mediator complex
Molecular function (GO): transcription coactivator activity
Source: RefSeq, a predicted model, not a curated record